AAAAAAAAAAAAAAAAAAAGUUUGACGUGAAAGUGGAGGGCAAGGCGUCACAUCCUUUCUCGCACGUGCCCGUGGAACUCCCAUGGUACAGAGAGCAGAGGAUGCAUGGAUGGGCAGUUUGGACUCAGGCAGAACUUCAUGUACUUUCAGGCAUGUUUGCACCAAAAUGACUAAAUCAGUGCUCCACCUGGUGUGUGGAGCCACAUUAAACCAACAAAUGUGUCCUUUUUAUUUAUAACAAUAAGUUGAUUAUUUCUAAGAGUUUUGCUGUCACAUUGCAUCACACAUGACCAUUGCAUCACAAACAAAGGAUUUUAUGAGAGGAGGAUACAGAUUUCAUUUGGAAUGUGCAGCCAUUGAGCUGCAACAAGUGGAUUUCUUCUUUUUUGCACCAUUUUUAGUUCCUCCUCAUUUCAGCAACAUUACAUCAGUUACCAUGUUAGUUUAGAACAAAUCCAAAAAGGAGGAGCUUACAUUUUUGAGCUCCUUUGGAGGCAAAACUACAGUUGCAGAGUGAGGGUUUGUGUAAUGUCGGGUAUUCGUGUGAGGGUUUGCUUGAAUGACAAUGAGGGGAACGGUGGGUCGGGUUCUGUGAAAGCCCCUGUCAGUCCACAUCACAGUCACUUUACUUGGCCCAUUGGUGCUAAUGGUCCCUCAGCCUCGGUGGUGGUGCAGUUAUUGAUUGGAAAGCUCAGAGCUGCUGGUCUCUGCCAUCGCUUUUCAUUUAUGACGAAGGGAGUACAUUUGCAUACCGAGGCAAUGAAAGAAGCUUUAACGGAUCUCAACAUGAACAUUGUGGAAAUUGCAGACGAGAAUGCAACUCUAGAUGGAGGAGAUGUUCUCUUUACAGGGCGAGAGUUCUUUGUGGGUCUCUCCAAACGGACCAAUCAGAGGGGAGCAGAGAUUCUUGCUGAUGCCUUUAAGGACUAUGCUGUUUCCACGGUGCCAGUGCUGGAAGGGCUGCACCUGAAGAGCUUCUGCAGCAUGGGUGGACCAGGCCUUAUUGUCAUCGGCUCCAGUGACCCAGCUCAGAAGGCCCUCAAAAUUAUGCAACAAAUGAGCGACCAUCGCUAUGACAAGCUGACCGUGCCUGAUGACCUCGCCGCGAACUGCAUCUACAUGAACCUGCCUGACAAGGGCCACGUGCUCCUGCACUGCACCACGGAUGAGUUUCCAGAGAGCGUUAAGGUCUUUGAGAAGCUAAAGGACCACAUGCUGAUCCCUGUGUCCAAUCUGGAGAAGGUCAAGUUGGAUGGAGCCCUCACCUGCUGCUCUGUGCUCAUCAACAAGAAGAAGCCCGACAACUAAGCCCGCUCUCUAGAGGUCCUUAAGUGGGAGGCAGACAAACGAAAUCUGUCUGAGCCUAUUAUAGAGCCAAGAUUUAGAAAAAAAAAAAAAAACCUGAGCACUUAAAUUAUGUAGUAUGAAACAAAAUUGAUUGGAAAUGAAAGAAAUUAGACUUAUAUGGAAUGUUUGCACAGUGUGACAAAAUGCACACGACUAAAAACCUGAUCAUAGGAUACAAAGAUUGAAUGUUAAUGAAAGUCACUUUAUAUUAAAAACCCCGCCACCAAAAAGAAUGUGAAAGAAGUGAAACUUCCAAAGAUUUUGUCCUUUUUAAAAUGUAUGAACAUGUCAAAGACAAACUCAUACAAGUCUUUAUACUUAUAUAUGACAUUCACACAUACCAUAUAUACACUCAACAACAUGCAACAUGUCAUUGAAGCACUAUAUACCCAUGAGAUACAGAACACAGACAGAAUUAAACUAAAAUGGCUUAAAAAGUGUCAAUAGAUGUUGGAUUGCACAUAAAAAAUUAAACUGUGAAGCAGUUCAAACUCUUUUUUUUUUCUUUUCCCCUCAGAGCACUUUGGAAAAGUGAUUAAAAAUGUGUUCCUAAAUCAGAUGAGGGAUAGAUAAUAUCCCAUAAUUAGACACUUAGUUGUUGGGCUCACAUGGUUUUCAAGCCUUAGCUGCUGCCUGAUGUUCACAACUCUGUCAGAGAACCACAAGGAAGAGCUCUGGUGCUGGAAGCAUCAGAACAUCCAGAUCUGUGUAAUGAAUACUUUGGGUGCUAUUGUAAAGUAUACUUACUAUAAAGUUGUAAACAAUACAGUUAUAUUCCUUAUAUGUUUAGUUGAUUGCAAAAGUAGCUAACAUUUUUCACCACAAUAACUGUGAAUCCAUUUUUCGUGUCUUAGUGUACUCAUGUAUGUGUCUAGGCCUGUUGAAUAACAAUAAUUUGAAUUUUGUAGGAAUUUGACGUCAGAUUAAGAUGCACUAAACUAAUCCUGCUUCCAGUGUAAGAACUACCAUCAAUGUGUUCAGUUUUGAGGUUGUGCAAAUCAGGACUAAAAUAAAAAGUAGCUUAGUUCUGACUACAUUUUCAAAAUAAACUAAAAUUGUAAUAUUGCUGCAUGA
Messenger RNA from Oryzias latipes (Japanese medaka), 2421 nucleotides. Lineage: Eukaryota; Metazoa; Chordata; Actinopteri; Beloniformes; Adrianichthyidae. The record is from RefSeq and is a predicted model, not a curated record.